Molecule: messenger RNA, 3252 nt
Organism: Drosophila willistoni
Lineage: Eukaryota; Metazoa; Arthropoda; Insecta; Diptera; Drosophilidae
Product: dorsal-ventral patterning protein tolloid
Exons: 7
Coding region: 26-3181 (1051 amino acids)
Biological process (GO): proteolysis
Molecular function (GO): zinc ion binding; metalloendopeptidase activity; calcium ion binding
Source: RefSeq, a predicted model, not a curated record
UGUUCCUUUAAAGAAAUUAAUUUUGAUGGCAGCAUUGCUACUCGGCCUGGCUCAGAGCUUAACCCUGCGACAGGAUAAUGACUGUGAUUUUGACUUUAAGGAGAAACCUGAAGAUUUCUUUUCAAUGAGCUCAAAUUUAAAAGCUUCAACGCCUGCUAAAGAGCAUCCCAUCGAUGAGAAAAAGGAGAGGAAAGUAAGGCACCCAUUGGGUCAGAAGCGAAACCAGCGUCAUAAAGGCAGGCUGACUUUACCUCCACCCUUACUCUGGACGGAUUCCUCUUCCGAUGUGCUACAUGUGCCAAGUCAACACCAACACCAACAGCGACAGCGUUUGCGACGGGCUGUGACUGUGCGUAAGGAACGCACCUGGGACUAUGGUGUCAUACCGUAUGAGAUCGAUACCAUAUUCAGUGGUGCCCACAAAGCACUCUUUAAGCAGGCAAUGCGACACUGGGAGAACUUUACGUGCAUUAAAUUUGUCGAACGCGAUGCCAAAUUGCAUGCCAAUUACAUUUACUUUACGGUUAAGAAUUGCGGCUGCUGUUCGUUUCUUGGUAAAAACGGAAAUGGCCGUCAACCAAUAUCAAUAGGACGCAAUUGCGAGAAAUUUGGCAUUAUUAUACAUGAACUGGGCCACACGAUUGGCUUUCAACAUGAACAUGCCCGAGGCGAUCGGGAUAAGCACAUCAUUAUCAAUAAGGGAAACAUUAUGCGUGGUCAGGAGUACAAUUUUGAUGUCCUCUCACCGGAAGAGGUGGAUCUUCCAUUACUACCCUACGAUUAUAAUUCAAUUAUGCAUUAUGCUAAGAAUUCCUUUUCCAAAAGCUCUUACCUGGAUACAAUCACCCCGAUUGGUAUACCGCCGGGCACUCACAUCGAACUGGGUCAGCGACGUCGCCUAAGUCGUGGCGAUAUACUGCAGGCCAAUCUCUUGUAUAAAUGUGCCUCUUGUGGGCAUACCUAUCAGCAGAAUUCCGGUCAGAUAAUUGGUCCACAUUAUAUCUAUACAGGAAAUGGUGUUCUUAGCGAAUACGAAGGCAGCGGCGAUGUUGCUGAUGCUGGAGAGGAAAAUGCAGACAAAUUCGAUGCAUCACUUUCCACCUGUGAAUGGCGCAUCACCGCCACCAAUGGUGAGAAGAUCAUACUCCAUUUGCAGCACUUGCAUUUGAUGGAAUCGGAUGAUUGCUCCGAGGACUAUUUGGAGAUUCGAGACGGUUACUGGCAUCGAUCUCCCCUGGUUCAACGACUGUGCGGCAGUGCAAGCAAUGAGAUAAUCACCACACAGACUAGCCGCAUGCUCAUUAAUUAUGUCAACCGGCAUGCUGGGCAGGGUUACCGCGGCUUCAAGGCAAGAUUUGAGGUGGUAUGCGGCGGCGAUAUUCAGUUGACCAAAGAUCAGUCGAUUGAUUCACCCAAUUAUCCGGUGGACUAUAUGCCCAAUAAGGAAUGUAUUUGGCGUAUCAAUGUACCUAUCCAUCAUCAGGUGGCUCUUAAAUUUCAAUUCUUUGAGCUGGAAAAGCACGAUAAUUGCAUUCACGACUACAUUGAAAUACGUGAUGGCAAUCACAGCGAAUCCCGGCUGAUUGGACGCUUUUGUGGUGAUAAACUGCCGCCCAGCAUAAAAACCCGUACCAAUCAGAUGUACAUCAAGUUCGUCUCGGAUGGUUCGGUACAAAAACUGGGUUUCUCUGCUGCCCUUAUGCUGGAUGUGGAUGAAUGCAAGUUUAUGGAUCAUGGCUGUCAACACACUUGCAUCAAUACACUAGGAAGCUAUCAAUGCGGUUGUCAUGCUGGCUAUGAGCUUCAAGCGAAUGGGAAAAACUGUGAAGAUGCUUGUGGAGGCGUCGUCGAUGCUACUAAAUCAAAUGGUACGCUGUACUCGCCCUCGUAUCCUGAUCUGUAUCCCAAUGCCAAACACUGUGUUUGGGAGGUAGUAGCACCAGUAAAUCAUGCCGUUUUUCUGAAUUUCACCCAUUUUGAUUUGGAGGGCACAAAAUUUCAAUAUACUAAGUGUAAAUAUGACUAUCUGUAUAUCUAUUCCAAGAUGCGGGACAAUCGCUUAAAGAAGAUUGGUAUUUUCUGUGGCAAUGAAUUGCCACCUAUGGUCAAUUCGGAACAGAAUGUCUUAAGAUUAGAAUUUCAUUCGGAUCGUACAGUGCAGCGAAGUGGAUUUGUAGCUCAGUUCAUCAUAGAUGUGGACGAAUGCGCCAUAAAUAACGGCGGAUGUCAGCACAGAUGCCAGAAUACAUAUGGAUCUUAUAAAUGCAGUUGUCGUAAUGGCUAUACCCUACAUGAUAAUGGUCACAACUGCACGGAGACGAAGUGCAAGUUUGAGAUCACCACCUCGUAUGGAGUGCUGCAGAGUCCCAAUUAUCCGGAGGAUUAUCCACGCAAUAUCUAUUGCUAUUGGCACUUUCAAACCGUAUUGGGCCAUCGUAUACAGCUGACAUUCCAUGAUUUUGAAGUCGAGAGCCAUCAGGAAUGCAUCUACGACUAUGUGGCUAUCUAUGACGGGCGUUCGGAGAACAGUUCAACCCUUGGAACAUAUUGUGGUGGACGUGAACCGUAUGCGGUGACUGCUUCUACCAAUGAGAUGUUCAUGGUGCUGGCCACGGAUGCUGGCCUGCAGCGUAAAGGUUUUACGGCAACAUUUGUAUCCGAAUGCGGUGGUUACCUACGGGCAACGAAUCAUUCACAGGUCUUCUAUUCACACCCUCGCUACGGCAGCCGCAACUACAAACGGAAUAUGUACUGUGAUUGGCGCAUCCAGUCCGAUCCCGAUAGCAGUGUAAAGAUCAAGUUCCUGCACUUUGAGAUCGAGUACUCGGAACGCUGUGAUUAUGAUUUCUUAGAGAUCACCGAAGAGGGUUAUUCCAUGAAUACAAUACAUGGACGAUUCUGUGGCAAGCACAAGCCACCCAUAAUUAUUUCCAAGUCGGAUACAUUGCUGCUUCGCUUCCAGACGGAUGAGAGUAACUCGUUGCGUGGUUUUGCCAUCUCCUUUAUGGCAGUAGAUCCCCCUGACGAUGAUGCAGGAGGUGAAGACUUCGAUGCAGUGACUCCAUUUCCGGGCUACCUUAAGAAUAUGUACGCCUCUGAAACGGAUGGCGAGGAUUUCCUGCCUCCCACUGUAGUAGCUCAUAGUUCACAUCACAUUUUGCCGCCAAGCCGGCUUAUGUAAUCUACAUCCAAUGAUUAGGGUGGUUCAUUUAUUCAGUUACGAUUUGUUGUUGCAUUUAUUUUAAUAAAUUU